Messenger RNA from Harmonia axyridis, 964 nucleotides. RefSeq names its product DNA translocase FtsK-like. The record is from RefSeq and is a predicted model, not a curated record. The coding region runs from base 131 to 835 and encodes 234 amino acids. The transcript has 3 exons. Gene Ontology annotation, molecular function: structural constituent of cuticle. NCBI's taxonomy places the organism in Eukaryota, Metazoa, Arthropoda, Insecta, Coleoptera, Coccinellidae.
UGGAACGCUUUAGGAAUGGUCAGAUUCUGUAAGUUCAGGGUUGACCAUCAAGGGUGUGGCCUGUCUAUAAGAAGUAUCAAAAUUCGGAGAACGACAUUGUUUUAUCAGGAACUGUUAAAUUAUAAACACCAUGAAUUCGAAACUGAUGAUAUUGGCUUGCGCCUUGGCUCUCACAUCUGGUGCUUACAAUGGACCAUUGGCUGGAGGUCAACCAGCUUCUCAGUUCCCAGCAGGAAUUGACCCCAAAGCCUGUCCUAAUUUUCCAGACUGUUCGAGCCCUCUUGUAGCAAUAAGCCAAGCAGCAUCACUUCCCGGAGUACAACAUGAUCCUCUUCAACAAUACAGUCAUUAUCAACAACCAGCUCCACAAGCUUCAAGACAAUUCGCACCACAACAAUAUAAUCAAGCACCACAACAAUAUAAUGCCGCACCUCAGCAAUACAAUCAAGCACCUCAACAAUAUAACCCUGCACCUCAACAACAGUACAACGUUCCUCAAUACAACCUUCCUCAACAACCACAGCGAGUAGCUCAGCCUGCCCAACCACAAUACCCUCCUGAAAUCCAGAAUGCCUUAGACAGAGGAGAAUACAUUGGAGAUGGAGAUUACCAUGGAGAAGGUUUGGCUGAAGCUAUGGCUGUGGGAAAAAUCAAUCAGCGACCAGCAGCUUACCAACAAGGUUACAAUCAAGCCCCUGUUAAUUAUCAACAACCCCAGGCUGCACCUCAGUAUGCUCCCAUUCCACAAUACAGAGAACAAAGACAAUCAGCCCAUCAGUUGCCUGCAGGAGUUGAUGGUGCAAGCUGCCCUAACUACCCCUUCUGUGGACAAUAAGUUGAAGAUAAAGACUGGAUUUUUUCAUAAGUUUAGAUAUGUAUAUUUUUGUAAAAAGUUGUGAAUUGAAUGUUAUAGUAGUUUAACAGUUCCUGUUUGUGAUUUGAUAAUAAAAAUCUAGAAGUUGGA